AUGUUAUUAUGUCUGAAGCAGCAGGAGGUGGGUCAAUCAAACCUCCAUGAUGGAUGUUCGUCGAACGUCAUUGGUGCCCUAAGCCCAGCCACGCCCACUUUACCGCCCCUCGAAAGCGAAGCGUGGUUGCCAACUUCAGUCGGUCGAAAGCGCGCGAUGGAUUCGGACCGCUGUGAAGAUACUUCCAGUAUUCUCAAUUACGGUUUGGACGUUAAGCCUAUGAGGUUGGUGCCCAGUCCGACUUCAGGGCCUCGGCACACCAUCGACAACAUUUUGGGUUUGGUCAGGAAGGGGGACGAGCUGAUGAUGGAGCGAGCCCAGACUCCCGGGAAUGUCGAGAGUGCCGGCGAGGGCAGCUGCAACUCGAACGACGCCGUCACCGACCUGCGCUACUCAAAGAUAAUCUCAUCGUCGGCGGCAACGGGCAGCGGCUCCGAGGACGAAGGGGCGGCCGCCGGCGGGGGCAUCCCGGGCGGCAGCCCGCCCGACCCAGACGGCUGCAAGAAGAAGCACCGCCGCAACCGCACCACCUUCACCACCUACCAGCUGCACGAGCUGGAGCGCGCGUUCGAGAAGAGCCAUUACCCGGACGUGUACAGCCGCGAGGAGGCCAGCGAUCUUGUUGUAAACCAACACACAGCUCAAAUUAUUACGACUGUUCAGCAGGGUCGUAUUUCGGAGGGUAUUAAAGGAAACUUGAGAAGAGAUAGUGGAUUCAUGAUUUCAGCAACUAUAACCUCGCCAGUAUACGGGGUGCUUUGUUAA
Phaedon cochleariae (mustard beetle) is the source of this 765-nucleotide messenger RNA. The record is from the annotation of a GenBank genome assembly. NCBI's taxonomy places the organism in Eukaryota, Metazoa, Arthropoda, Insecta, Coleoptera, Chrysomelidae.